Messenger RNA from Sinocyclocheilus grahami, 1763 nucleotides. Its product is annotated as spastin-like. Gene Ontology annotation, molecular function: ATP hydrolysis activity; ATP binding. Gene Ontology annotation, cellular component: microtubule cytoskeleton. Lineage: Eukaryota; Metazoa; Chordata; Actinopteri; Cypriniformes; Cyprinidae. The record is from RefSeq and is a predicted model, not a curated record. The transcript is spliced from 14 exons. The coding region runs from base 1 to 1182 and encodes 393 amino acids.
AUGAGUGAUCUGGGAUCAGAUUUUGGAUGUGAUAAGGAGCAGGCGGUGCAGUGGUACAGGAAAGGCAUCGCUGAGCUGGAGAAAGGCAUCUGUAUCCAGGUCACUGGAGCUGGGGAGAAGGCAGACAGAGCCAGAAAGCUUCAGGACAAAAUGACCAACAACCUCACCAUGGCCCAAGACCGGCUGGAGCUUCUGGGCAAACUUCUUUCAAAGUCCCCAGCAGAGGGCUGCUCUGAUCACACAGGCCUGUCUUUCUCCAAUGGGAGCCUGCGUCCAGUUGCAGGCAGUGGAGCAGUUUCCAAAAAGAAGAACACUCUCACAAUCACAAAUCAGUCCCAUGUGCGACCCAAAAACCCACCCAAAUCUGCCCCUGCUGCUGCCCUGCGCUGCAUACCUUCAACUGGUCACAGUGGCAGGACCGGCCCUCAGAGUAACCUGAAGGGGCCCCCGGCAAGAGCCGGUAACAGACAUAACACCAGCAACACUGCCACUGCGUCACCUCAGAGGAAAAAAGACAUGAAGAACUUUAAAAAUGUGGACAGCAAACUGGCCAGCCUCAUCCUCAAUGAGAUCGUGGGAGAGGGCGAGAAAUUGGUUCGGGCUUUGUUUGCGGUUGCUAGGGAACUGCAGCCGUCAAUCAUCUUCAUCGAUGAGAUUGACAGUCUGCUGUGUGAGAGAAGAGAGGGCGAGCAUGACGCCAGCAGAAGACUCAAAACAGAGUUCCUCAUCGAGUUUGAUGGAGUGCAGUCAGGAGGAGAUGACCGAGUGUUAGUGAUGGGAGCCACUAACAGGCCUCAGGAGCUUGAUGAGGCAGUUCUUAGGAGAUUCGCUAAACGCAUUUAUGUGGCUUUACCUACAGAGGAGACUCGUCUGAAGCUGCUCAAGAACCUCCUCAGCAAACACAGAAACACUUUACCUCAGAAAGAGCUGAGUCAGUUAGCCAGGAUGACGGAGGGUUACUCCGGCAGUGAUCUGACCUCGCUGGCUAAAGACGCUGCUCUUGGUCCUAUACGAGAGCUGAGGCCUGAACAAGUGAGGAACAUGCCAGCCGAUAAGAUGAGGGACAUCUGUUUCUCUGAUUUUGUGGAUUCGCUCAAGAGGAUAAAGCGGAGCGUCAGUCCUCAAACGCUGGAUCAGUACGUCCGCUGGAACAGACAGUACGGAGACACAACAGCCGUAUGACACCGACACGCAAGAAGGGUUUUUCCUAAAGACUUGGAAUAACAAAAACAUUUUUUGUAUAAUUUUGUCUUUUCUACGACUUUGCUUUUGAGUCGUUUGGAGCUCAGGCUAAGAUUUGCUUUGACUGAAUUACACCAGAGCUCAAGACCAUGUGGAUGGCAAAGCAUGACAAAACAUUUUCUACAAAACCAAGAAACAUUUGGUUUCUAAUUCUUCCCCUUGAUUGGUGUGUGAAUGAUAAAGCACUUGGCGUCUGUGGUGUUCUAGAUGCAUUUGUUCCUCUCUUAUCUUGUUGCUUGAUUUGUUUUUGAUUCAUGUAUCCAGAUAAAUCAAAUCCUCAAAUGGCGGUGUGAUGUGCUGAAGUCAAUCAAAUAGCAAUCAAAUAGGGAUUCCGUUGAUAAAUGAACGAUUAAAGAAUGUAUUGUUUGAUCUCCUGCUUGGAAACCGUUCAGACUGCAUGUGUAUUUGGAAUGACCAGCACUCCUCAUGUUUUUUUCCAUUUGCAGGCACUAGGGGGCAUCAGUUGAGACUGUAUGUGAAUGUCUUCUGCUAGAACUAAAGUCAUGAUGUUGCUCCAUGUA